Quercus robur (English oak) is the source of this 628-nucleotide messenger RNA. RefSeq lists its product as uncharacterized. Bases 1 to 564 code for a protein of 187 amino acids. Lineage: Eukaryota; Viridiplantae; Streptophyta; Magnoliopsida; Fagales; Fagaceae. The record is from RefSeq and is a predicted model, not a curated record. The transcript is spliced from 2 exons.
AUGCAGGGCGAGCAACGUUUGGCUAGAAUGUCAUCUUCAUCAUCAUCCCCAUCAUUGUAUGAGUCAGAAGAGGAGCUUCAACACAUGCCAUUGGCACCUCCGCCUUGGAAGAACCGCAGAUGCUUGUCGAAACAAUUAUCUAUGUGUGAGACCCCGCGUGACAUUGCGUGGGAGAAGAGACGCCGCCAAAUUAUUAGACAAGAGCGUAAAAAGAAUGGCAUUAAUCAAGAUUCUGAGGACCUCACCGAUGAGGACUUGAACGAGCUCAAAGGAAGCAUAGAGCUCGGGUUUGGAUUCAAUGAAGAAGAUGGUCAGACAUUGUGCAACACUUUGCCUGCUCUCGACCUUUAUUUUGCAGUGAAUCGACAGUUUUCAACGAGUCCUGUCUCAACGCCUGGUGGUUCAUCAUCAUCACUCGAUGUCCGUUCUUCAUCUUUUGAGAGCCCAAAGAGUGAAUCUGACGCAUGGAAGAUCUGCAGUCCAGGGGAUGAUCCUCAACAAGUUAAGACCAAGUUGAGGCAUUGGGCUCAAGCCGUUGCUUGUUCUGUGAUGCAGUCUUUUUGAAGAGUUGGAUGGCCUUGUACAGACAAAGAAUACUAGACUGAGACAGAAAGGAAAAAAAACACAC